This is a messenger RNA of Gryllus bimaculatus (two-spotted cricket), 3348 nucleotides long. Lineage: Eukaryota; Metazoa; Arthropoda; Insecta; Orthoptera; Gryllidae. The record is from the annotation of a GenBank genome assembly.
CCGUCGCCGCUGUACGACAACAACCACUACCACGAGGAGUGCCUGCGCUGCAACGCGUGCGGCCUCAACCUGACGGGCCCCAACCAGGCGCGCGCGCGCCGCUUCCGGAACGCCUUCUUCUGCGAGCUGCACUUCGCCGACGUGGCGCUCAUGGCCAGCGCAGACUUCAUGCAGCAGCUGCGCGCCUUCAAGCCGCAGUCGCUCGGCUGCGCCGUCGCGCGCAGAAAGUCCUCCACCACGCUCAUCUUCCCGCUGCCGCCGCAGGCCUGCUCCGGUAAUGGAAAGCUGAUGGAGUUUGAAGUUGUUAACCAAAAAGUUGAUGAACACGAGUUCUGCGAGGAGUUCCGCGCACAACCUCAUCCCGACGCCGGGCUACUGGAUCGAGUGCUCGCGGCAGAAGCUGGCCGGCCGCGACACCAAUCUGGGACGAGAGCGAGGAGAACUCGCGGCGGAGGAGGCGAGGAGAACGGAGGCCAGCGGCGGGGGCGGCAGCGGCGGCGGCGCGGCGCGGCGCGGGCGGCGCGGGCGGCGGCGCGGGCGCGGAGCGGCGGCGCGCGCAGGGCCAGGGCGCCAGAGGGCGGGCCCUCGCUCGCCGAGGAAGAGGAGGACGAGGACGAUGAGGAGGGCGGGGCGCCGCCGCGCGCCAAGACGGCCAUCGAGGAGCAGUGGGAGAAGCACGGCGCCUUCGAGCUGACGUCGGUGGAGCAGGAGACGUACGAGAAGUACUUCUACGGCGCCGAGCACUGGAACUACUUCACCUCGGACGAGGACCUCGGCCCCGUCGUGCUCUCCAUCCGCCAGGAGACGCUCAACGGCAGGGACCAGUUCAGGAUCCUGGUGAGGGCCAUCAGCUACACGGUGCACGGGCUCAUCCCUGCCUCCUGUGUCUUCGCCGACCGCUACAACCGCGAGGAGGUGGUGCGCUCUCUCGGCAAGGAGGUGAACAUCAACCCGCCCUUCACGCUGGGCCAACUGCCCGACACGCCCGAGGAGCUGCUCAAACUCGACCAGGUGUUCAUCAAGUCAGAGCUGAAGGUGGGCGUGAUCUACGUGCAGGAGGGCCAGUACACGGAGGAGGAGAUACUCGACAACAACGACCUCCAGCGGAAGCGGCACAUCGGCAACGACAUCGUGUGCGUGGUGUUCCUGGAGGCGGACAACACGAGCUUCUCGCCCGCGUGCAUCAAGUCGCACUUCCUGCACACCUUCAUCCUCGUGCGCACGUCGCCGCGCAUCAAGCGCCGCCCCACCAGAUACGAGGUGUCUGUGGUGACGAGGGACGAAGUCGGUGCGUAUAAGCCCUACCUGUGGGAGCAGAGCGUCUUCGACAAGGGACCCAUGUUCAGAGAAUGGCUGCUCACCAAGGUGGUGAACGGGGAGCGCGCCUCCUACUCCGCGCCCAAGUUCGCGCGCAUGCAGGAGCGGACGCGCUCGCAGAUGCUGGAGGACAUCGUGGCCAACCUGCAGAACCACGCGGAGACCGGCCAGAUCCCCAAGCCCUACAGGCCAGUACAUUAUAAAUACAUACGAAUACCGCGUGUCGUGGCGGCCCAAUCGGCCACAUUUGCGCCGAGCUCCCCGCUGCUGGACAGCGUGCGCGACCAGUUCGAGGACUACGACAUCGUGGCGGCGGACUUCGGGCGCUGCUUCACCAAAGCCGGCCGCUUCCGAGGACCCGCCGUGUGCAAACCAGCUGUUCGACGUCAGCCUUCCUCGUCGCCAGUCAAGAGCAAGGCGCGCUUCUGCGCGUCCGCGCCAUCCUCGGCGUGCGCGCCAGGUGCCGGUGGCGGAGCUGCUGGCGCGCGCCGUGCCGUCGCUGCACUCGCCGCAGAAGCCCAAGAGCUCCAACUUCCUGCAGGUGCCCGACAUCGAGAGCCCCAGCACGAGCCUAUUUGUGAGCGCGAGCGUGUUAGUGAGCGCGAGCGUGCUUUCGAGCGCGAGCGUGCUGGCGGGCGCGAGCGUGCUGGCGAUCGCGAGCGUGCUUUCGAGCGCGAGCGUGCUGGCGAGCGCGAACGAGCUGGCGAGCGCGAGCGUAUUGGUGAGUGCGAGUCUAUUAGUGAACGCGAGGGUUGUUAGCCGAAGAGCGUGCCGUCGUCGCCGAUGGUGAAGCGCGCCUUCUCGCGCCUUGGCACCAUCACCGCCGGCUGGGGCCGCUCCAUCCGCAAGCAGCACGCCGCGCUCUCCGCCGACGACAAGAAGAAGUGGGCCUCCUCGCAGGACUGCUCCAACAAGGAGUCGAAGGCGGGCGACGGCAAGGGCGGCAAGGGCUCCGGGGAGGGCGCGCCGCAGCUGGCCGUGCCGCGCCUCUCUGUCUGCGCCGACGCGCAGAAGGUGGACCGCACGAAGCUCGCGCAGUCGGAGGUGAGCGCAGACACCGCCCUUCCUUUCUCCACCGCCCUGCCUCCUCGCUACAUCAACUUGGAUUUAUGCAGAGCUGCCUCUGACUUCUCCAUCAUCGAGUUCGACCCGGACACGUUCCGCGUGCUGCUGGACUACCUGCACACGGGGUCGUGCGCGCUCACAUGCGCCAACAUCCCGGGCCUCAUCUGCGCCGCCGAGCACUAUGACCUGCCCGAGCUGCUGCAGGCCUGCUUCCACCACGCCAAGCAGUUCCUGCGCAUCGAAGUGUGCUGCAUGCUGUGCUCGCUGGAGAACUACUACUGGCGCUACACGUCGGCGUCGGAGCUCGUCAACAUGAUCCUGGCGUUCGUGGAGACGCGCGCGCACCAGCUGUUCGCCGCGCAGGACUUCCUGCAGCUGUCCGAGUCCAUGGUGCAGAUGGUCAUGUGCCGCCAGCUGGAGGUCCCAGAGGUGCGCAAGUUCGAGGCGAUGCUGGGAUGGGCGCGCCACCGCAUCCGCACCAAGACGUCCUCCAAAGUGGACGCGCGCCUCGAGUUCCGCUGCAUCAUGGAGCGGCUGGCGCGGGACCUCAAGCUGUACCGCAUCUCCCCGCAGGAGCUCAUCAAGGAUUGUACUGGUGGUGCUGCCCAGCAAGGCCAUCAAAGAACGAGGCGCAUCCUGGAGACGCUGAAUGUUCCAGCCAACUCAGGGAAUGUACCGCUGCACGGACGCCUACUGGAGGCCUGCCAGCGCCGCCUGCAGGCGCCGGACUCGCGCUUCUCUCGAGUGGGACUCGUUCGACUGGCGGGCUGUAGCGGCCGGCGGGGGCGGCGCCGGCGGGGCUCGGCGCCCCGGCUCGCCGCACCCGGCCCCGCCGGCCCCUCCGGCCCGCGCGACGGCUGCCGCGCAGGCCUGCCCCGCGCCGCCCCCGCCGCCCCGCCGCGCGCGCCGCCGCCCUCGCGGCCGAUCCGCGCACACGCGAGCGCGCGCUCGCAACGCUGGCGAUGA